Molecule: messenger RNA, 4746 nt
Organism: Penicillium maclennaniae
Lineage: Eukaryota; Fungi; Ascomycota; Eurotiomycetes; Eurotiales; Aspergillaceae
Exons: 6
Coding region: 1-4746 (1581 amino acids)
Biological process (GO): protein O-linked glycosylation
Molecular function (GO): protein binding; glycosyltransferase activity
Source: RefSeq, a predicted model, not a curated record
AUGUUUCCGACCGUCGCGACCUUCCCUACGGUCCAGCCGCACCAUCUUCACCAUCUUCCCGCAUACGAUGCCAUACAUCAGCCUCCCUACGACGUGAAUGACCCCGCUUAUUACUCUCAUAAUGACCCUUCUGUACCCAAUUUUAAUUCAAUAUCUCACUCGCGCCUCCAACUGCCUCAUCCCGUGCAACGCCUCGACCCCCGCGACACCACCGGCUCUAAUUCGAACACAAACGCCGCCGGGGAACAUGCGCUGAGGAGGAAGACCCCCAACGGAACUCUCGCUGCUGGCUAUGACGGCACCCCCGGAGACGUUACGAUUCAGCCUGCGACGAAGCACAUCCUGGUUUCGCCGCUUGAGUCCGGGCACUAUCUUCAUGCGCAGACAGGGCUGCCAGACAACUGGCAGCCAAUAUCUCUCGACCAAGCCGCGUCAAAACACAUGAAUUUCCCACCCAUCUUCAAAAACGAAGCCGGUAACCCGAUCGCCGCAGGCGAGGUGAUUCAGGAUGUGAACGGCACCAGCUGGGUCCGUCCCGUCAACUACCCCCCGGGGGCCGACUCGGUACUUAAUCAAAGCUUGCCCCUCCAUGGGGCCCAGCGCUUUCUUCUGCAUAAUGGGGCCUAUAUUCCGACCGUUCUACCUGCAACAUUGCAGCAAUGUGUUGGCCCGACAGCGUCUGCUGGCACCGGCCCAUAUGGUCCGUACUGGCCAGACGGCGCUUACAUUCCCUACCGCCCCGUAGCAUUUCGCGACUCGCGUUUCGGCUCACCUGGUCCAAACGGGCAGCCUCAGCCUCUCUUUGAGAUAAACCAGCAGGCCUACAACCAGCCACAGAUCCCACUGAACAGUCGCGCGGACUCGGGACUUGCAUGGGGACAAAAUGCACCUGGAAUUUCGCCCCAGGGUCCCCUUAUGAAAGCAUUUCCUCCACGACACUCGGAGCAUUUACCCUUCCAUAUUCGCGCCAAUCGUUCCCUCUCAUCCUACCCGAAUCCUAUAAACAAUGAACAUACGCCUUGGAUUGCUCACUCUUCAACCCACGGAUUUAAACCCUCGGGAGUAGCGGUCGCUGCAAACACGGAGUUUAAAGAAAAGAUUAUGACUUGGGCACACAGUGUCUAUGUUGAUCUUCUCGCAACAAUCCACCAGGCUCGUCGAAACAGCCUAUCGAAUGGAGGUGCAGAUGGUCAAAAUCCUCGUUUCCUGAAACCGAGCAUCUACCCCAAGCCUCCGCGUCAACCAGGCCUCGAUUUCUCACAAAACACCAGCCCUGAACUCCACCGACACAAUAGUUACCCAUCCAGUCAAUAUGAUGUACAAAGGCAGAAAAUGGGUGUUUCGGCGAACUCGCGAAUGGCGGAUUCCCCAGUGAUUGCUCAAGGCCGACGUCCUUCAUUGAACCAAUUUCACCAAGCGCAUCGUGGAUCAGACUCUCAGAUGUACGAUAGUGGGCGCUCUUCAGGCACGUCCGGUAUGCGAUUCCCCAACAGUCUUCUCAACGACGGGUCUCCAGUCACCAAUGCAGCGUCUGCUUUGGAAAUGCUAUCUCAUUUGUGUAUGGAAAGCCAUUGGGAGUGGACUGAUGGGAUCCUUCUUGGUGGCUGUCUGGCUUAUGGCUUGGGUGAUUACAACAAAGCCAUGCGUUGGUAUUCUCGCAUUAUCGCACGCGAUUCAACACAUGUAGAGGCCAUAUCUAACCUUGCUGCUACACUCUUGGCCCUGGAUAGGCGAGAGGAGGCCUUGCAACAUUGGCUUCGUGCCGUGAAGCUACGUCCGAGUUUCUUCGAGGCUGUAGAGCACUUGAUAGGUCUUUUGUGCAGCAGUCACCGUGGCAAAGAAGCUGUCAACAUAAUUGACUUUGUUCAGUCCUCUCUUCGUCAUCCAAAGGAUGGAGAUUGUUUUAAAACGGAUGAGCAUGCUAGCGAACCUGAGAGCGAUGCCGAGAGCAAUGUUUCUGAUGCUUGCCUGCAUGACAAAGUGUCCUUUGAUUAUGAAGACGACGUGGGACACGCCCCGAUCUUGAACCUGAGCUCGCCAGGUGCCACGCCUGUCGGCUUUGCCUCAAGUGGAUAUGCCAUCCCAGGCUCGGAUAAUGGGAGAAUGCUCGCUCUGACCCACGCCAAGGGAAAUAUGCUCUAUGCACUUGGCGAUAAUGCUGGCGCUGCCACCGCGUUUGAAGAUGCUGUCUUGAUUGCGGCUGGAAGGAGACGGCACGGUAUCCAAAGUCUCAUCAAACAGAUCUUCGCCGCUUUCUCUCCCGGGUCGAGUAAUGGUUACCAACAGCCAGAGUCAAAUUCAGGCGAAAGCCAGUGGUACUCGCCUGGUCUCCAAUACGUGGCCGAGGGAAUCUCCAGAAAUGCUGCCAUCUCAACUACCAGCAAUUCUCUGCUCUCCCUCGCGAAAAUUUAUCAGGAUGGGAUGUCGACUGUUUCGUCCAGUACGCCGAGAUCUGCACAUGGCGUCCGGGAUAUACUCGCCCUCUACUACCUCUCGCUCUCCCUGCAGCCUAGUCCGUCCACCGCUAACAACGUUGGGAUUCUACUUGCUGGAAUUCAGAAUAAUCCACCUGCGCGAGGACUGAUUCGUCCCAAUGGCGAGAGUCAACAUCCCGAGAUUCCUGGCGUCAUCCCUGGAAGUGGCAUUUCCCUUGCACUGGCGUACUACAACUAUGGUUUGCACCUCGACUCUCGCCAUGCCCACCUUUACACCAACCUGGGAAGUUUGCUCAAGGACAUUGGGCAACUCCAAGCUGCCAUUAAGAUGUACGAGCAAGCUGUCCAGUGCGACGGCAAUUUCGAUAUCGCACUCGCAAAUCUUGCCAAUGCUGUCAAGGAUGCCGGGCGGGUAAAUGAUGCGAUCUCAUACUACAAGCGCGCCGUCAAGGUGAACCCUGACUUCGCAGAAGCCGGCUUCCAUGACAGAUGGCAUGUGGAUGACAAGGGAAUGUUGCGAGAUGCUCAGAGCAACGACGCCGGUGCCGGCUGGAUCAAGCGUGUUGUCGACAUUGUCGAUCGACAACUUCGGGAAGGCGAAUACUGGGGUCGUGGACUGCUGACACCAAGCACGGCUGAGCAUUUGUGCGCCCAACUGGCGACGGCUUUGGACUCUGGCCGCUUUGCUUCAAGUCGGCAAUCGUCAUUGGUCAAGGUUCUCCUGUCGUGGGCGGGGCAGAAAUGGGAGGGAUCGCGCAUUGUCCGACUCAUUGAGCGUGCAACCCGAUCCAUCACAUGGCAAUGGUACCAGGACCGCUAUGUCUACGGCAAAGACUACCCUGCCUCCAAAUACCGUCGGCCGCAACUUCCAGCAUCACUCACUGCGCCUAACGCGCCGACGGUUUUGCCUUUCCACACUUUCACUUGUCCGCUAUCUGCCAAACAAAUCCGUCAAAUCUCGCAGCGUAAUGGUCUCCGAAUCUCCUCAUCAACCCUUCGGCUGCCAUGGCUCCCAGGCACAGUUUACCCUCCCCCGUCACCGCCAAAACCUUUCCUUAAAGUUGGCUAUAUCUCGUCGGACUUCAACAAUCACCCUCUGGCGCAUUUGAUGCAAUCGGUGUUUGGAUUGCACAAUACCAAGAGAGUGAAGGCAUUUUGUUAUGCCACUACAGUCAGCGACAAGUCUGUUCACCGCCAGCAGAUUGAGAAAGAAGCUCCCGUCUUCCACGAUGCGAGUGGAUGGUCGGUUGACCGGUUAGUGCGGCAGAUUGUUGACGACGGAAUUCAUAUUCUGAUCAACUUGAACGGUUACACUCGAGGCGCUCGGAACGAAGUGUUUGCCGCCCGGCCUGCACCCAUUCACAUGUCGUUCAUGGGAUUUGCCGGGACUCUUGGCGCCGAGUGGUGCGACUACAUUCUGGCGGAUCAAAUUUCUAUCCCACCCGAGACUUUGAGCCCCGGGCAACGUACCACACGCAUCGAGGAUCGUAUUCUCGAGACGGAUAAUGGUGAAGACCUCGAUGAUUGGGUCUAUGGGGAGAAGAUUGUCUAUACUCGUGAUACCUUCUUCUGCUGUGAUCACCGACAGAGUGCCCCGGACGCAGGAGAACGAAUGCUCUCUUGGGAUGAGGAGCAGACCCGACGAUGGAAAAUGCGAAAAGAGUUAUUCCCGAAGCUCAGCGAUGAUACCAUCAUUCUCGGCAAUUUCAAUCAGCUGUACAAGAUUGAACCUACGACAUUUCGAACGUGGUUGCGCAUUUUGGCGCGAAUCCCCAACGCCGUUCUUUGGCUGCUCCGGUUCCCUGAGACCGGCGAGAAGAAUCUUCGGGAUAUUGCCAAGGCGUGGGCUGGCGACGAAACGGCUUCGCGGAUCAUCUUCACCGAUGUAGCUCCAAAGAACACGCACAUUGCGCGAGCGAAAGUUUUGGAUUUAUUCCUCGAUACUCCCGAGUGCAAUGCACACACGACAGCGACCGACGUCCUUUGGAAUGUGUUCCCGUAUGGCGAGCAGCAUCCUGAGCAGCGCGCUGCCCAAACCGAAGCCGGGCAACAAGCGCGCAAGGAGCUGAUUGCUUCGUCGGACGAGGACUACGAGAACAAAGCCAUCCGACUUUGCAUUGAUCUACAGUACAUACCGGGCGGCGAGGGCCGAUCGCACGGCCGCCUGGCAGAUAUGCGACAGAUGCUGUUUACGCAGCGACACAGCAAUAAGCUGUUCGACACGGCGCGUUGGGUGCGUGACCUAGAAGACGCGUACGAAGCGGUGUGGGCGCAAUGGGUGAAGGGCGAAGAAGGCGAUAUCUGGUUAUGA